This is a messenger RNA of Phacochoerus africanus (Common warthog), 3999 nucleotides long. RefSeq names its product parvin alpha (gene PARVA). Gene Ontology annotation, cellular component: cytoplasm; actin cytoskeleton; focal adhesion. Lineage: Eukaryota; Metazoa; Chordata; Mammalia; Artiodactyla; Suidae. Gene Ontology annotation, molecular function: actin binding. Gene Ontology annotation, biological process: actin cytoskeleton organization; cilium assembly; substrate adhesion-dependent cell spreading. Bases 247 to 1257 code for a protein of 336 amino acids. The transcript has 13 exons. The record is from RefSeq and is a predicted model, not a curated record.
UUUGCUUUGCAGCAGGUCUGUAAGUCUCAUGUGGCAUCAUAUUAAAUUAUAUAGGCAGCCACUUGUUCUCAACUGAUGCACCAAGCUGAGAGGCAGCCUUCUCCUCAGGAAGCAGUCGAGAAGAUCCUCCAGUUCUGCAGACCUCCAGACCUUGGGCAGGUGGCCUGAAAGCAGAGGUGUGGGCCACCGCAGGGAGGGCUCAGCUCUGGGCAGAAGAUACCAUGAUUGUGGCUGAAAUCCUAGACCAUGGGCUGCGGGGCAUUUUGCCCUAAAGUGUCAGAGCUUCAGGAGGAGGGCAUGAACGCCAUCAACCUGCCCCUCAGCCCCAUCCCCUUCGAGCUUGACCCUGAGGACACGAUGCUGGAGGAGAAUGAAGUGCGAACCAUGGUGGACCCCAACUCACGCAGCGACCCCAAACUCCAAGAACUGAUGAAGGUAUUAAUUGACUGGAUUAACGAUGUUUUGGUUGGAGAAAGAAUCAUCGUGAAAGACCUGGCUGAAGAUUUAUACGACGGCCAAGUCCUGCAGAAGCUUUUUGAGAAACUUGAGAGUGAGAAGCUGAACGUUGCUGAGGUCACCCAGUCAGAGAUUGCCCAGAAGCAAAAGCUGCAGACUGUCCUGGAGAAGAUCAACGAAACCCUGAAACUUCCUCCCAGGAGCAUCAAGUGGAAUGUAGACUCUGUUCAUGCCAAGAGCCUGGUAGCCAUCUUGCAUCUGCUGGUUGCUCUGUCCCAGUAUUUCCGGGCUCCAAUCCGACUCCCAGACCAUGUUUCCAUCCAAGUGGUUGUGGUUCAGAAACGAGAAGGAAUCCUCCAGUCUCGGCAAAUCCAAGAGGAAAUAACUGGUAACACAGAGGCUCUUUCCGGAAGGCACGAACGCGAUGCAUUUGACACCUUGUUCGACCAUGCACCGGACAAGCUCAACGUGGUGAAAAAGACACUCAUCACCUUCGUGAAUAAGCACCUGAAUAAACUGAACCUGGAAGUCACAGAACUGGAAACCCAGUUUGCAGAUGGGGUGUACCUGGUGCUGCUCAUGGGGCUCCUGGAGGGCUACUUCGUGCCCCUGCACAGCUUCUUCCUGACCCCGGACAGCUUUGAACAGAAGGUGCUGAAUGUCUCCUUUGCCUUUGAGCUCAUGCAAGACGGAGGAUUGGAAAAGCCAAAACCACGGCCAGAAGACAUCGUCAACUGUGACCUGAAGUCCACACUGCGAGUCCUGUACAACCUCUUCACCAAGUACCGGAACGUGGAGUGAGGGGCAGACUGGACCAUCCCAAGCCACCUUAACCUGCCUAUGCCCGUCUCCCGCUCUGUGCCCUCCCCCAAGUCUGGCUGCCACCUAGAGAUAGUGGGACCUGAAAUUAGGAAGGAACUGAUCCGUAACUCUGUGGGCUGACCCACACCACUCAGGCUCUGAGGACCGACGCAGCGAUGGCUUGCGAAGGUUGUCCCCUUGCUGGUGCCAAGCUUAGAUUUCCCUCAGCCCCCAGCUUAGGCACAAGUGCCUGCCCCUCCCCACCCCCAGAAGAUGGAAAUAAAGAUAAUAGGUCCCAUUGAAGAGGUGUAACCUAUGGGCUGGGCAUCACGCUAAGUGCCCUGACCUACUCAAACUCAUGAAUACUCAUGACUCCCACUGACGCAGAUGCUGGCAGCCCCUUUUACAUAUAAGGAAACUGAGGCUCAGAGAGGUUCUGCGACUUGCCAGACGCUGCCAUUUGUUUUCCUUCUCUGAAGAACCUAUGUGUUCAUAGCCAGCCCAUUACAUUGCCUUUUCCCCAUGAGACACGUGUCCUCCAAGAAGAUGAGACCCCCCCACCCCAUCCCAUCCCAUCCCGAGCUCACUACCAGGCAGGCUAGGUCAGGGCUCAGUGAUUCACACUGAAAUUGGCAAAUCAAAUUUAACCCAAUUAAUAGUGUGUGUGUGGCAGGAGUCAUGUCCCUCCACUCCUUUGUACAAAUGAAAAUUACUCUUAAUUCCUUCAGAUUUGUAAUAGCCCCUUACUCUGGUUUCAGGGUGACAUUUGGGAAGGAUUCUGUUUAAAAUUAAUGGAGUGGCACAUUUUGCAGCCUUUUUGCUUGAUUGCAUGUAAUGGACGUGCCCUAUAUUUUCCUGCAAAGUAAGUCCUCGAUUCAUUAUCAUUAGGCAAAUGUACAAUAUACCCAGGCACCGCAGAGCGCUGGGCGCCAGCCCAUGUGAGCAGGGCUUGGGAAGUAGGGCUCUUCACCAGGGACCCUUGAGCUUUAAAGAAAGGAACUCCUUUUCGCCCUCUAAUUGAUCAUUUAGACCAUUUCUGGCUAAGUCUGCCCACAUGCAAUUACUGGCUAAUUCAGGCGAGGAAAAAUGUAAGUUAUUUAGGCCCAAGCGGAGUGGUUUCCUUGCGGGCUUGUGGUUACAUGGAUCCCCUCUACAUGAACCCAAGUUCCGAAUACAGAGCUCUCGCUGGCCCAGCCUGCGGGUCCUGGAGGGAUAGGAAAGGGCUAGAAUGGGGGUGACUAAGCGGACAAGAAGCUUGGGACAAAUGCUUGCACACUUAGGAUACAGAGGAUUACUCUCAGACCGAGGGAUGGGCCUGUGGCUAUUCAUACUUAGACUGCUAAGUUGACCGAGGCUUUGGGAGGAUUAAUAACUUAGAGUGAUACUGUAUCUGCAAUACAGAAUUUUCCUAAGUAUGGCAGGCAGACACCAGCCUGGGUCCCUGCCUCCCGAAGCCUGUGCCUGCUUUGUCACUACUUGAGGCCAGAUGGCACGAAGCCCAUCUCUGGUUUGAGGAAGUCCUUGUGAUCUCUGUCUACGCCACCCGGAGGGAGGCCUCCCAUUGUCUCUAAAACAUUCCUUCUAGCUUCUCAUCACUUCUUACUCUAUGGUCUAGCUGCAGGAACUCAGAAGCCACACCAUUUAGAGAGACUUCCUAUGUCUGCAGAGGUUUUGCUCCAAGAGAGAAUUAUUACUCAGCAUCAUGAGCAUUUAAGAUAUAAAGAAAAUGUACUCUCUUGUGUCAGUUUAAAAGAAUACAAUUCUUUUUUACCUAAUUAGUGAAAUAUUUCAUUUGUCUUUAGGAAACACUAAAUACUGUGAUAUUUCUGUUGGCUCUCUUUGAAAUUCCUGAUAGCAAACUGACAUAAAUAAUUGCUUUGUCUUCUUGAGCAAAUACUAAAGUGAGAUGAAAUAUGAGGAAUGCAUUCAUUUAAAUAUGCUUUGCUGUAUGAACUUUGUCUCCUUUGUGUGUGUAUGUGUGUGUGCCUUAUAUUCAAGCUGCAAAUGGACAGUGGGCAAAUGGCCUUAUUAAAAAUACUCCUUUUUUGUAUUUUACAUAUAUACUGUAUAAAAACACAUCAGAACACUUGGAAAGGUUUUUUUUUUUUUUAAGAACAGGUCUAAUUUAUCAUAAAAUUGUUUUUUUGAUACCGUCUUGCCUUAGUCUAGAACCCCAGGGCCUAGGCCUGGUUUUAUAGCCCUAUCACCUCACUUAGAGGUUUUCCUUUAGAUGCUAGAAGCUCUUGCUUAAUAUAUGACUUUGUUUUUGAAGCGGGGUAAAAGGCAUCAGAAAAUAAACCGAACUUAACCCCUCAUCUCUUUUAAAGAAAAAAAAAAAAAAAAAAACUAAGGCAAAAAUCAAGUCUCCAUCGGCUCACAGGGUCCUUUUUUUCCCCUUUUCCUCUUUUUUAAAUUUAAGUGCAUUGAUUAUUUUUAAUAAUUAAUGUAUAAAUGGUGCAAACUUCAAAAGCAUGAAUGGGCAUCUAGUAAAAAACCUAAUCUCCCUUCCUCCCCUCCCCCAGCAGCCAAUACCUGUCCCCGGAGGCAACUAUUUUGUUCUUUUUCUUAUAUUCACUUCCAGAGGUACCCCAGCAAUAUCAAGCAUCAACACGCAUAUAAAAUUACUUUUUAAAUAUAAAUAGCAAAUUGUACAUGCUAUCAUGCACACUGCUUUCUUCACUUAUUGUUCUGUCUUGGAAAUUAUUUUGCACUGGCAUUAAAACUUCUUACACUUUAAAAUUA